Messenger RNA from Linum trigynum, 1675 nucleotides. Lineage: Eukaryota; Viridiplantae; Streptophyta; Magnoliopsida; Malpighiales; Linaceae. The record is from the annotation of a GenBank genome assembly.
CAGCUUUCCCUCCACUAUCUCCCUCUCCUCUUCUUAAUUAGCGCCGUUCCUUGUUCAAGCUAUUCUCCCAAAUUCGAUCGGAAGCAAAUGGCGUAUAGGCUUCCGCAUAUCCCAUUAGCGCCAUUCUUCCUAGUUUUGGCUCUGGUUCUCGUGGCAGCAGCCGCAGAAAAGGAACAGCAACAGCCGGUCAAUUUGAGGAAGGAGGAACCGCAGGAGCUGCUGCAGAGCUGGAACAAUAAUUCAUCAAUUUUCAGGGGGGAGAUGCGAAAUGGGCAUGCUGUGGACAACCCGGAGGAGAUUGCUGAGUUAGUGAACGAGAGCAUUAGGAACAGUACGGCGAGAAGGAAGUUGGGAUAUUUAUCUUGUUCCACGGGCAAUCCAAUCGACGACUGCUGGCGAUGCGACCCUUACUGGCAAUCCCACAGGAAACGCCUGGCCAACUGCGCUAUCGGCUUCGGCCGCAACGCCAUCGGUGGCCGAGAUGGCCGGUACUACGUGGUCACGGAUCCUCGUGAUGACGACCCUGUAAAUCCGAGGCCCGGGACUCUCCGCCACGCCGUGAUUCAGGACACCCCGCUGUGGAUAGUGUUCAAUAGAGACAUGGUGAUCACGCUGAAGCAGGAGCUGAUCAUCAACAGUUUCAAGACCAUCGACGGCAGGGGAGCCAACGUCCACAUUGCCAAUGGAGGCUGCAUCACAAUCCAAUUCGUCACCAACGUCAUCAUCCACGGCCUGCACAUCCACGACUGCAAGCCUACUGGAAACGCCAUGGUGCGCAGCUCCCCUGCCCACUACGGAUGGAGGACCAUGGCCGACGGAGAUGGGAUCUCCAUUUUCGGGUCCAGCCACAUCUGGGUCGACCAUAAUUCUCUCUCCAGCUGCGCUGAUGGGCUGGUUGAUGCCGUUAUGGGAUCCACCGCCAUUACCAUUUCAAACAACUACUUCACCCAUCACAAUGAGGUGAUCCUAUUGGGACACAGUGAUUCCUACACGAGGGACAAGCAAAUGCAGGUGACGAUUGCUUACAAUCAUUUUGGGGAAGGACUCAUACAGAGGAUGCCAAGGUGUCGACACGGCUACUUCCAUGUGGUGAACAACGACUACACACAUUGGGCAAUGUACGCAAUUGGCGGGAGUGCGAAUCCCACCAUUAACAGCCAGGGGAACCGAUACCUUGCUCCUGCCAACCCUUUUGCCAAGGAGGUGACAAAGAGAGCGGACACCAACGGUGGGACGUGGAAGAGCUGGAACUGGAGAUCACAAGGGGAUUUGUUUCUGAAUGGGGCAUACUUCAGAACAUCAGGAGCAGGAGCAGGAGCCAGUUACGCCAGAGCUUCCAGCUUAGGAGCAAAGCCAUCAUCCUUGGUUGGCAUGAUGACCUCCACUGCCGGUGCUUUGGCUUGUCGCAGGGGCCGCUCAUGUUGAUUAAACAAAACAAACACCCUAGCUAACGAACAAAAUCAUAUAAUUACACCCUAAGUAACAAAAUUAAAAGAAAACCCAAGUGAGAAAUUCAACUCAAUUUCCCUAUCUCUUCUUCUUAAUUAGUAUAUUUCUCAAUUCGCCACCGUUGUUAAUUAGUACUGUCACCACGAAUGGGAAUGUCAACAACGGUAAAUUAUGGAAAUUCAUUGCACAUCCAACUCGACCCCGACAACAAAACAAGCAAGGGAUG